AGACUCGUGAUCAGAUAACUGGGUUGUUUUUUUGUUGUCAAUUUUGCGAUCUGACGGUGCUGGUGGCUAUCCAACGAAUCGACGGCCCUGCUGAAUUUGUCACAUCGCUUCUCUUCCCGCUGGCCGCUGCCGCUCCGGGGGACCUUAUCGCCGUCUCGCCCUCGCUCCUUCGACGCCCCCUAGCGCCAUGCACUCGCCGGCGCCGCUCCCGCCCACCAACACUCCGUCCCGGGCUCCUUGCCCCAGCCGGGCGCCUGCCGUUCCGGCUGCCCGCCGCCGCCGCCAGCGGCCGAAGCCGCCUUCCUCCCCGUCCGUUCCCGAUGCUGAGCAGCCGGACGCCCUCGCCCGCAUCCUCCGCACCGAGGCCGCCGUCUCGGGCGUCUCCCGAAAGGCCGCGGCCGCGCGGCAGCAGUCCACCCGCCUCUGGCCCCGCGCCGUCCUCGAGGCCCUCGACUCCGCCGUCGCCGCCUGCCGCUGGGAGUCCGCCCUCGAGAUCUUCGAGCUGCUGCGGAAGCAGCACUGGUACGAGCCGAGGUCGCAGACCUACGCGCGGCUGCUGAUGAUGCUCGGCAAGUGCCGGCAGCCCGGCCCAGCCACCGCCCUCUUCAAGGCGAUGCUCUCGGAGCGGCUCCGGCCGACGGUGGACGUGUACACGGCGCUCGUCGGCGCGUACGGCUACAGCGGCCUGCUGGAGGAGGCGCUGGCCACCGUCGACCAGAUGAAAGGUGCUGCUGAUUGCAAGCCGGAUGGGUACACGUUCUCUGUCCUCAUCGAUUGCUGCGCUAAGUCGCGUCGCUUUGAUCUGAUUCCUGCUGUUCUUGAUGAGAUGUCAUACCUGGGGCUUGAAUGCAAUUCUGUUAUUCACAAUGCGAUAAUUAAUGGGUAUGGUAAAGCUGGCUUGCUCGAGGAGAUGGAGAGUGCACUUUCCAAGAUGCUUGAGGGUGGGAACAAUGUGCCGGACAUUUACACAAUGAACUCUAUCAUCUGGGCUUAUGGGCACUAUGGAAGGACAGAUGAAAUGGAGAAGGGGUACAACGAGUUUGAGUUGAUGGGUGUUGAGCCAGAUACCAAGACAUUUAACAUCAUGAUCAAGUCCUAUGGUAAGGCUGGCAUGUAUGACAAGAUGAUGUCGACAUUCAAAUAUAUGAAGAAACGGUUCUUCUCUCCAACUGCGGUUACCUUCAACAUAGUAAUAGAAUGUUUUGGGCGUGCUGGCAACAUUAAAAAGAUGGAGUACUACUUCCGGCUUAUGAAAAUUCAGGGUGUGAAACCCAGCCCCAUCACUUACUGUUCGCUAGUUAAUGGGUACAGCAAAGCUGGACUUCUUGACAAGGUUCCGGGAAUUAUUCGGCAGACUGAGAACACUGAUGUUGUCUUGGAUACUCCAUUCUUCAACUGUGUGAUAAGCGCAUAUGCAAAAUCUGGAGAUAUCAAAAUAAUGGAAGAAAUGAUACAGCUUAUGAAGGACAAGAAAUGUAAGCCUGACAAUGUAACUUAUGCCACCAUGAUUCAGGCAUACAAUGCACAUGGGAUGGAUGAAGCUGCUAGGUUGUUAGAGAUGGAGGCUGAAAGAUUUGAUAAAAAGUUGCUGGGACCGGUUUCUGAGGUUGAUGGCAAAUAAUGCCUACAAUUCUUCCUUUGUGGGUUAGUGAUAAUCAAAGUUUAAAUAAACAUGAUUCUAUGCAAGAGGUGCUUUUGAGAAUAUAGCUUGAAAUCCAUAACAGGGUCUGACCAAAAGGGGUGCUGCCAAUUGGAUGCAGACGGCAAGGAAGCCAGAAAAUGCAGAACUCUUUCUAUAUCCUGGUCAGACAACUAGUUCCUCAGGCAGAUAAUCCAUCUAUUUGGGGCUCACAUUCAGUACUCGAAUAUGAUGGCCGUGCUCAUACAAGCAGAUUUCAGGAUCUGCCAUCGUGCUGGUGGCCUGAUCCUUCUCGACAUAUUGCUGUAUUGUACAGUUGUAACAGCUUCCAAGUAGGACUGAGGGAGGCCGGGAUCCUGAGAUGGGUAAACACCAUGGAUGACAGUGACAGCUCAUGAAUAAGUCGUGGGGGGAGCCGCGCACAUGUCACAUGAGUUGCGCUGCAGACUUGGUCGAAGUGUAAGGACCAAUUAGCUAGCUAUCCCUUCGUUUGCGGGGUUGACCAUCGUCAGUACGUCAAGGAUCUCAGUUUGGAGCAACCACUGGUGUCCUUCGUUACUGAACAUUUUGGUGCUGACGAACCGGUAAAACCCCGCUAGAUGUAAUAUUCGUGCAAUCUAGCGUGCUUUGAGACUGUAAAUGGAUGCAUUCUGUCUAGUUUCUUGAUCAGUUAUGUAUUCAGAUUUGGUUUUUACC
Panicum hallii is the source of this 2335-nucleotide messenger RNA. RefSeq names its product pentatricopeptide repeat-containing protein At3g53170. The record is from RefSeq and is a predicted model, not a curated record. The transcript is spliced from 3 exons. Bases 188 to 1621 code for a protein of 477 amino acids. Lineage: Eukaryota; Viridiplantae; Streptophyta; Magnoliopsida; Poales; Poaceae. Gene Ontology annotation, molecular function: protein binding; mRNA binding.